Molecule: messenger RNA, 2175 nt
Organism: Dothidotthia symphoricarpi CBS 119687
Lineage: Eukaryota; Fungi; Ascomycota; Dothideomycetes; Pleosporales; Dothidotthiaceae
Exons: 4
Coding region: 1-2175 (724 amino acids)
Source: RefSeq, a predicted model, not a curated record
AUGGCUUCGCAAGCUCCCAACCAGCCGCGGCCCUACCCCGGCAACUACCUCCCCAACGGCGGUACCCCCACUCCAUCAGGUCCUGCGCCUGGGGCCGUCCCACUGCUCCCCAACCAGGGUCGUGUGAUUCAGCAGGGCAGCAUCAGAGUGCUCUGCAUUGCUGAUGUCCGAGGAAACCUGCAAUCGCUCAACCAGCUCGCCGCAGACGCGCGGGCAAACUACAUCAUCCACACUGGUGACUUUGGCUUCUACGAUGACCGCUCGCUCGAUCGCAUCGCCGAGAAGACCCUCAAGCACGUCGCACAAUACUCACCUCUGCUGUCCGACGGCGUCAAGCGCUCCAUCGCCCAAGCAGGCCCGCAACCGCCAAUCAAGGAGCGCUUCUCAAGAGAGCACCUGCCCCUCUCGGAGCUGCCCCUCUUUCUCAACAAGACAUACACACUCAACGUGCCAGUCUACACAGUAUGGGGUGCCUGUGAGGACGUCCAGGUUCUGGAGAAGCUGCGGUCCGGCGAGUACAAGGUCGACAACCUGCACAUCAUAGACGAGGCGCACGCGCGACUGCUCGACGUGGGCGGUGUCAAACUGCGACUGCUCGGCCUCGGCGGCGCCGUCGUCAUGCACAAGCUGUUCGACAACGGCGAGGGCAGGACUACAAUCGCGGGUGGGCAAGGCACCAUGUGGACGACGCUGCUGCAAAUGGGCGAGCUUGUCGACACAGCGAACCGCGUAUACGACCCCACCGAGACGCGUAUCUUCGUCACGCACGCCUCCCCCGCCCGCGAAGGUCUGCUCAACCAGCUGUCUGUCACGCUCAAGGCCGAUUUCUCCGUCUCGGCUGGUCUCCACUUCCGCUACGGUAGCUCCUACAACGAGUUCAGCGUCAACCCCACUCUGGACCACUACCGCGGCAAGCUCGCUGCUUCCAAGGCCUCCUUCAACGACGUGUGGGAAACAGUCAAGACCGAGGUGGAGCCCGCCGUUGCCGACAGUGACUCGCAGCAGCGACUACUCAACUUGGCCCUCGAGAUUGUCAACAAGAUGCCCACGGUUGCAAAUGGCGGCAACCCCUUUGGUGGCCCUGCUCCCGGUCCUCAGAGCGGCGUCAUUGACGAGAGCGCAUUCAAGAACAUGUGGAACUUCAACCUGGCAGAUGCUGCAUACGGUUGGCUCGUGCUGGACAUUGACAACGGUAGGAUUGGUACAGAAAUGAGAGCCCAGGGCUUCAACUUCGCCCACCGCGGUGGCAAGGUCCCACCAGGUCAAGGUGGCCAGCCUGUGCCCGCUGCUACUACCUCAGGUCCUCCAGCCGUAGUCCCGAGCCCUGCUCCUCAGCAACCGUCACCUGCCCAAGGCCGCCAGACUGGUCCUCCAUCUAACGCCCCUCAACAGCCCCGCCCAGCUGUCGCGACUCCCCCGGUUCCCCAGCAGCAAAUCAAGCCUGCGCAGCCUGCACGGACGGGUCCAUCCCCCGCACCUGCUGCCAUCCCCAAGGAGCCUCUCAAGGCUGCAACGCCACAGCCCAGCACAACUGCCAACAACGCUUCCGCCAACACCACCGCUGCCAAGGCUGCUCCAAGCGAUGCGAAGCCGAACGGCACGUCAGCGCCAGAGAAGGGCCCUACCUCGCCUGCCCACAGGGAGUCCCGGGAGCCCAGGGAGCCCAGGGAGCCCAGGGAGCAAGUUGAGCGCAAAGAGAGCAAGGGGCUGUUCAUCUCAGGUGUUAAAGAUGAGGAGGAAGCCAAGAACCUGUUGGCCGAGGAGGACAGGUCAAAGAUCGAGAACCUGGAGAAGGUGAAGCACUUCUUCGUCGCUCACUUCGCCUCCCCUGCUGAGAUGCAGGCCGCCCUCAACCGCGUUGCGCCUGACGUCAAGAACGCCCGAGGACCAGAUAAGCCAAGCGUCAAGGUGUACAACGAGCGUCCCAACGCCCCUAGAUACGGUGCUGGGAGCUGGCAAGCCAGCAACCGAGGUGGUGCUCCGGCUGGCGGCUACAGGAGCGGAGGCGCCUCAGACAGCGAAGGUGGCCGCGGCGGACGCGGAGGUCGUGGUGGCGCAUUCCGUGGCAGCCGUGGCGGCGAGCGUGGCGAGCGCGGUGGCCGAGGCCGUGGAAGGGGAGCGUUCCGAGGUGGCGCGGGUGAAGGUGCACCAGCAUCGACGGGAGGCGAGUCAUAA